AUGGCAUCAGCGUUCCAUAACAUGUUUGAUGACUCGGCCACUCGAUCCGUUACUCUUGUAAAGCAGAUCAGAGAUGAUGGGUUUUUACUAUCAAGUAAUGUACGAUUGUUUGGCCCAGUGAUUUUGUUAAAUGGGGAUGUAUUCCUAUGGGACGUUCCACAAAAUAGCAAAUUGUCUGAUGAAUGGAACGUCGAUUUUAUGAAAAUAUUCGAAGUGAUUGUGCCCAAACCUGAGCUAUUAAUCGUUGGAACGGGCAAGUCAAUCGUUCCAAUUGCUCCAAAGAUCAGACAAUAUAUCCAUAAAUUGGGCAUGCAGAUUGAAAUACUGGAUACUAAAAACGCGUCGUCAACCUUCAACGUUCUUACUGAGGAAGGACGCAGAGUAGCAGCAGCAUUAUUACCAUUAAAGCCAACAAGCGCCAGAACUGGUAAGGCGCUUUGA
Messenger RNA from Paraglomus occultum, 441 nucleotides. NCBI's taxonomy places the organism in Eukaryota, Fungi, Glomeromycota, Glomeromycetes, Paraglomerales, Paraglomeraceae. The record is from the annotation of a GenBank genome assembly.